Molecule: messenger RNA, 1575 nt
Organism: Colletotrichum chrysophilum
Lineage: Eukaryota; Fungi; Ascomycota; Sordariomycetes; Glomerellales; Glomerellaceae
Exons: 1
Coding region: 1-1575 (524 amino acids)
Source: RefSeq, a predicted model, not a curated record
AUGCCCCACCGAGUCGCCAAUUUCCUGCGCAAUUCCACUGAGAACUUCAGUGUUUCUGCAAUUGCAAACCUCAAGACAAAGACCAUCCGCCACCAGUCAUCGACACAACAACACCACAGCACAACAAACGUGCAGGACCAGGGCUUGCUGCGCAGGCUACCGCUCGACCGCCACUCCUCCUACUCCUCCGAUGACGGCGAGCACAUCCCCUACAACAAGAUGUUCGCCGCAGAGCCCCCCGCCGUCGAGCACCUCAAGGAGAAGAAGCACCACCACCACCGCAUCUCGCUGCCGUUCGGCCGCUCCGCCAAGGACUCCCACGAGAACCCGCACGCAAAGCUGGACUGGAAGAUCGAGAGCCCGCCCAUCGUCUUCUUCGGCGAUGCCGAGUCCUCCACCGGCGCCCUCGUCUCGGGCCAGAUGUUCCUCGACGUCAAGGACGAGCACCUCGAGGUCGAGGCCUUCGAGGCCCGCCUCAACAUCCACGUCCACCACAAGCGCCCCUUCACCAACCACUGCAACGAGUGCCAGAACCAGUACACCGAGCUCAAGCGCUGGACCUUCCUCGCCCACCCCACGACGCUGAAGAAGGGCGUCCACCCCUUCCCCUUCUCCAUCCUGCUCGAGGGCCACCUCCCCGCCUCCAUGGACACCCCGCUCACCUCCAUCACCUACGAGUUCAAGGCCGAGGCCGUCCUCCCCAAGAGCGGCUCUUCUCAGGCCAACCACCCCAUCAAGUUCGAGCAGAACUUUGACGUCAAGCGCUCCCUCACCCAGCCCGAGUUCCCCCACCACUCCGUCCGCGUCUUCCCCCCGACCAACAUCAAGGCCAGCGCCCACUACAACCAGGUCAUCCACCCCGCCGGCACCCACAACGUCUCCUUCCGCCUCGACGGCCUCACCACCGCCAACCAGACCAACAAGACGGUCGAGUUCUGGAAGCUCAAGAAGGUCACCUGGAAGCUCGAGGAGACCAUCAAGACCGUCGCGCCCGCCUGCGACAAGCACACCCCCGCCGGCACCGCCACCACGCCGCCGACGCAGCAGAAGGGCGCGCCCCGCACCGAGACCCGCGUCCUCGGCGAGAAGUACAUGCACGACGGCUGGAAGAGCGACUACACCUCGACCGACGGCCACGUCGAGUUCGAGUUCGACUACGGCGUCAUCGCCGGCAGCAGCAGCAAGCACUCCCACGGCCCGCGCUACGCGUGCGACGCAAAGUCCCACGACGGCACCGAGGUCUCGCACGCCCUCAUGAUCGAGAUGGUCGUCUCCAAGGAGUGGGCGCCCAUCGGCAAGCCGCACCUCGCGACGCAGACCGGCACCGGCCGCAUCCUGCGCAUGCACUACCACGUCAUGCUCACCGAGUGCCCCGGCCUCGGCGUGAGCUGGGACAACGAGGCGCCGCCCGUCUACCAGGACGUGCCGCCCUCGCCGCCCGCGUACCCCGAGGAGCUGCAGCGGCAGCUGGGCCACGGCGGCGCGGAGGUCCCGCCCGUGGAGUACGAGAGCCUCGAGUCUCUGGACGGGCAGACGCACAGCACCGAGGGGUCCGUCAACGGAUCUACAUCAUGA